Molecule: messenger RNA, 675 nt
Organism: Physella acuta
Lineage: Eukaryota; Metazoa; Mollusca; Gastropoda; Physidae
Product: cell surface glycoprotein 1-like
Source: RefSeq, a predicted model, not a curated record
AUGUAUGGUGGGAGCUAUUGCAGACGACUGAGUGAACGACAGGCACGCGGUCAUCGUCUGGGCCUGCUGGGGAUAGAAAGCCGUCGUCCAUCUGGGCAACCCAUUGGUCAAGAUAUUGUACGUCCAUCUGAGCAACCUAUUGGUCAAGAUAUUGUACGUCCAUCUGACCAACCCAUUGGUCAAGAUAUUGUACGUCCAUCUGGGCAACCCAUUGGUCAAGAUAUUGUACGUCCAUCUGAGCAACCCAUUGGUCAAGAUAUUGUACGUCCAUCUGACCAACCCAUUGGUCAAGAUAUUGUACGUCCAUCUGGGCAACCCAUUGGUCAAGAUAUUGUACGUCCAUCUGAGCAACCCAUUGGUCAAGAUAUUGUACGUCCAUCUGACCAACCCAUUGGUCAAGAUAUUGUACGUCCAUCUGAGCAACCCAUUGGUCAAGAUAUUGUACGUCCAUCUGACCAACCCAUUGGUCAAGAUAUUGUACGUCCAUCUGAGCAACCCAUAGGUCAAGAUAUUGUACGUCCAUCGGAGCAACCGAUUGGUCAAGAUAGUGUACGUCCAUCUGAGCUAACGAUUGGUCAAGAUAUUGUACGUCCAUCUGAGCUAACGAUUGGUCAAGAUAGUGUACGUCCAUCUGAGCUAACGAUUGGUCAAAAGAUUGUGUCCAGCGCAGUAUAG